AAGGCUCGUGGGAGCUCUGCCUUAUCUGUCUCCUCCAUCGGGAGAGAAAGAAGGUACUGUAACAAUGGCAAGAAUGCCGUCACUGCCAGGCCUCCACCUAUUUUCAUCUCUCCCUUCAGCUCCGCCGCCGCAUGAUCCAUCCUCCACUUCUACUCCUUCAACACCCAUUCCAAUUCCCAGAUACCCUCCACCCAAAUCCCGCAUUCUUCGAACCAACCCUCCAAAACCACCUAAUCCUGCUCUCAAAACCUUCCACCGCCGUUCCAAAUACUACAAGCCUGUGAAGGACGGAGUAAUUUCAUCCCACGGCGAUCGCGCCGUCGUCAUCGGCGAUUCGGGUGUCUCGUAUCUACUUCCCGACGCUCCAUUUGAGUUUCAAUAUAGCUACUCUGAGAUUCCUAAGGUCAAGCCCAUUGCAAUUCGUGAACCGGCGUUUCUUCCCUUUGCACCUCCGACGAUGCCGAGGCCCUGGACAGGCAAAGCUCCGUUGAAGAGCUCGAAGAAGAAAAUCCCUCUCUUUGAUUCCUUCAAUCCACCCCCUCCUGGUACGAAGGGAGUUAAGCAAGUCGAAAUGCCUGGCCCGUUCCCGCUUGGCAAGUAUCCGAAAGAGGGGAAAAGCAGAGAGGAGAUACUUGGGGAGCCCCUCAAGAAUUGGGAGAUACGCAUGCUGGUGAAACCCCAUUUGUCACAUAAUCGCCAGGUUAAUCUUGGAAGGGAUGGACUUACCCACAACAUGUUGGAAUUGAUACAUUCUCAUUGGAAGCGGCAGCGUGUCUGUAAAGUUCGCUGCAAAGGUGUUCCCACAGUUGAUAUGGACAAUAUCUGCCAUCAUAUCGAGGAAAAAACAGGUGGAAAAAUAAUUCACCGAGUCGGUGGCGUAUUAUAUCUUUUCCGAGGUAGAAACUACAAUUAUCGUAGUCGCCCUCAAUACCCUGUAAUGCUGUGGAAACCUGCGGCCCCUGUGUAUCCAAAACUUAUUCAAGAAGCUCCAGAAGGUUUAACGAUAGAGGAAGCUAAUGAGCUAAGGAUGAAAGGGAAAAAUCUUUUGCCAAUAUGUAAAUUAGCAAAAAAUGGUGUGUACAUUUCCUUGGUAAAUGACGUAAGGCACGCUUUUGAAGGAAGCAUUUUGGUGAAGGUUGAUUGCACUGGGAUGCAUGAAAGUGAUUAUAAAAAGUUGGGUGCUAAACUCAAGGAAUUGGUUCCUUGUGUGUUAUUAUCAUUUGACAACGAACAGAUAUUGAUGUGGAGGGGAAAGGAUUGGAAGUCAGAUAUUUCAGAAGAUGUUUCUGCUACACUUCCUUGUCAAGUUCGCACAAAUGAUGGUGAGUCUAUUGAGAAUGGUGACCUCUUACAUGGCAAUUAUCAUACGAUCAAAACUAGCCCAAAAAUGAAGCUGCUAUGGGAGAAGGCUAUUGAUUCGAACAAGGCCUUGCUGCUAAAUGAGAUGGGUCUUGCUCCGGAUGACCUUUUAGAGAAAGUUGAGGAGUUUGAGAGAAUUUCACAAGCAACCGAGCAUUCAUAUCCAGCAUUAAUCAUGUCAAGUGAAGAUGACAGCAGCCCAGAUGACACCCUUGAAAGUCAGGAUCACGACAAAUCUAACUACAGCUCCGACGAUGACGAAGAUGGGGAAGGAGACCUUUUUGAUAAUGUUAACCCGUCUGUACCUAUGGGAUCAUUACCUGUUGAUAUCAUAGCAAAGAAGCUCAGGCCUGAAUAGAUCAAUGUUGGUUUGGUUAGUAAAUUUCAUAUUCGUGUAUGACAAGGGAAAAGCUGCAUAUUUUCAGUGUAUCUAUUUGUAAAGAAAGUAAUUGUACUUUUAAACUCAUUGACCAAAACAAGUUGAAAAGGAAUAAAGAAUUGGUUCCUACU
Cucurbita maxima (winter squash) is the source of this 1869-nucleotide messenger RNA. Its product is annotated as CRS2-associated factor 2, chloroplastic. Gene Ontology annotation, biological process: Group II intron splicing. Bases 65 to 1717 code for a protein of 550 amino acids. Gene Ontology annotation, molecular function: RNA binding. The transcript is spliced from 6 exons. The record is from RefSeq and is a predicted model, not a curated record. NCBI's taxonomy places the organism in Eukaryota, Viridiplantae, Streptophyta, Magnoliopsida, Cucurbitales, Cucurbitaceae.